Messenger RNA from Physella acuta, 2584 nucleotides. RefSeq names its product tetratricopeptide repeat protein 27. NCBI's taxonomy places the organism in Eukaryota, Metazoa, Mollusca, Gastropoda, Physidae. Gene Ontology annotation, molecular function: protein binding. The record is from RefSeq and is a predicted model, not a curated record.
AAAUAAACAUAGAUAGUGGUAUGGAUAGUUUAAAGUACUCUCCCUUGAAAAAUGGCAGCGCACAUUAAUCAAUGUGAAUUGGCUUUACUUUUCGGAUUUAAUAAUCUCGUUAAUGAUCCAUCAGACAUUGUCAGGGAUUUUUUGCAUGGACAUUAUGAACAGAUUUUACAAUCAUCACAAGCAGCUCAACAAAUUCUUAAUUACAAAGAUGGGACUAAUGAGUCUACAGACUUUUGCAAGUUUGUACAACACAAUGUAGAACUACUGGUUCAAAACAAAGAUGACUUGAACUCAUUUAGUGAGUUGUCUGUGCUGGUGGUUGCUGGGUCUUGCCUUCAACUGUUUAUACAAAACAAUUGGCUUGGACCAACCACUUCAAGACCCCCAUUACAGUUUUGUCAUCAAUCUUUUCAAGAUAAGCAAAAUGAAGUUGAAACAGAGGCCAUAAAUGAAAUGAGUCUUGAUGGUGAUACUGUCUACACACAAUCUCGCCAUUUGAUUUACCUGUACAUUGCCAGAACCCUGCUUCUUGAAUGCAGAUCCUUUUUUUCACAUAUACAGACUUGGGAUUGGUGGCUGUUAAGAUGUCUACUUGUUCAGCAAAACUUGCUCUCUGAUAGAUCUCCAACCUUGAAAGCUACAGUUUUAGAACUGAUUGACGAUUUAUCAAAAAGAGAGCCACUAAUGACAGAUGAGUUACUAAGAAACACCCAGAUAAUGUUCCACAUAGAAUCUGGCUAUGCUUGCCAUGCAUUCUUUGAAUAUAAAAGAGCUUUUGAGCACUUUGCUACAGCUAAAAAGUUAGCAGGCUUAGAGAUUGUCUUGACUGGUGCAAUGGGUAAGCGAACACGUUACCAAGAGGAGGAUAAAGCUCAGCUGGUUCUGAAGGUAUCCAGAGAGGGAGAGAAUGGAAAUUGUGAUGUCAAUUUUCUCAAGUCCUCUUCUUUACCCAAGGACUUGCCACUAAAUGAUGACACUGUUUUGAAUGACAUCAAGUUUGCGGACGAUUCCAUUGCAGAUUCUGUUCAACUCACACCCCUAGAGCAGGCUUUAGUUAUUGGCUUAAUGGAAAGCUACAGACGUAGUCGUGCCAAUGAUAGGUUGACUGAUGAGGAAAUCUCAGCUUACCUGACUUAUGUUCUCAGUCGUGUCACCAAUUGGUGUGUUAGUGUGGUGGCACUGUACCUCCGAUCACGGCUAGAGCGAGACAGUCGCAGAAGAGUUGAAAGAUCCAUGAUGCAGCUGGAGGAACUGGCAAAAGUUGUUGGAACUGAUGAAUCAGGUGCAGACAUUGGGUGUCGUAUGCCAUUGUUUUAUGCUGCCAAUCUACCUCCCAUUUGGAGACUUCAGAAAGAACUGGCCAAUUUGCUUUUAUCCUUGGGCUGUAUUGGUGAAGCUCUAAAUAUUUUUGAAAGGCUGGAAAUGUGGGAAGAUGUUAUUUCUUGUUAUCAAAAACUGGGGAAAAGAGAACGAGCAGAAGCUGUGAUAAGAGAACGUUUAGCCAUUAAGGAAACCCCAUCACUGUUAUGUUUUCUUGGCGAUGUCACUCGCAACAUUGAACAUUAUCAGCAAGCUUGGGAGCUUUCUAAUCAUAAAAGUGCUCGUGCCAUGAGAUGCAUGGGGUACAUAUAUUUUCAUGAAGAAAAGUAUCAGAAGGCAGUUGAAUGUUUUGCCACUUCAUUGAAAAUCAACUCACUGCAAAUCCCAGUUUGGUUCACUUAUGGCUGUGCAUCUAUGGCUUGCCAGAACUUUGAAGUUGGUGUCAAGGCUUUUAAAAGAUGUGUCAACAUAGAUUUUGAUAACUUCGAAGCCUGGAGUAACCUUGCCACUUGCUAUGUCAGGCUAAAACAGAAGAAAAAAGCUUAUGCAACACUUCAGGAUGCAUUAAAAUGUAACUAUGAAAAUUGGAGACUUUGGGAAAAUAAUCUUGUUAUUGGUACAGACUGUGGAGAGUUUGAAGAUGUUAUUAGGUCCUACCAUAGGCUUUUAGAUCUGAGGGAGAAGUGGAUUGAUAAAGAGGUACUUAGUAUUUUGACAAGAGCUGUUUUGGAGAAAAUCCCAGAUGCUGAUGGGAGACCAGGAGACAGGUUGGCAGGGAAAGUUUGUGAACUGUUUGGCAGAGUAACAUCAAAAACAACAUCUGAAGGAGAUAUUUGGGCAGAUUAUGCUAAACUCACCAGUAUAAAAAUAGGAGAAAAAGAACCAGAGCCAGAGAAGGCGCUACAGUACCUUCAGAAAUCUCAUCGCUGCUACACACAGAAAGUAGAUUGGGAGAAAGAUGUUGACAUGUGCAAGAAAGUGGCCGAGCAGGCAUUGAACCUAGCCCAGGCUCACAUUCUGUGUUCAGCUGGGAAAACUCAGCAAGAAAGUCUUCAGAACUUGGCUGCUGCUAAGCUGAUGUUGAAUGGAACCCUGGUGAAAAUUCAGAAGCAACACACAGAUCCCAUAACCAAAGAACUGCUGCUAGAAGUGAAAGAGAAGUGCCAGGAGAUGGAGGAUAAGCUCACAGAGAUUGUGGCACAGAUCACAAACCUGAGGAAUAGUUGAUUUUUUUUUUUUCUUCUCUCUGGCUUUGUAAAUAGGA